Molecule: messenger RNA, 1791 nt
Organism: Sus scrofa (pig)
Lineage: Eukaryota; Metazoa; Chordata; Mammalia; Artiodactyla; Suidae
Source: RefSeq, a predicted model, not a curated record
UUCCUGGAGGCGUAAAAGUGGGCGGGGCGGGGGAGCUGGGCGGAAGAGGUCUUUCCUAUUUUGCAUCUGAGUUCAGGGGCGCCUGUAGGGAUUGCCCAACAUUACGCCUUUUGUCCUAGUGUGAUUAUUUAAGAAGUUCUCUAAGGUCAAAGGAGUUCCUGAUGGGGAUAAAUUACAUCCUCUCCCUCGUUCUGGUCGGUUGGGUUUGGGAUAGGGAGGAGGAGGAAGGAGGUGAGCAGAGGAGGGGCGUUCUCCUAAGUGGGUCUCCUGCUCGACUUCCGGGUGGCGGCCUGAAGAAACUUUCUUGGAAUUUACAGACUCUCCGGAGCACCUGUUAUUGAAUCUUUGCUGUUUUAACAACAGCUGUGGGCAGAGCCUCCUUGCCUGACCACUUGAAUUUCUCACAAGCUUCCUAUCUUAAUCUAUUUCUUGACUAAAAAAAUAUCUGUAUUCAGUGAAGUGGUUAAGUAAGUAUGGGGUAGCGUCACUUACUCUUUCAUUCACUUGAACACUGGAAGAGCGCUCUAUGCUUUAGUUUUUAAGCUGCUUGGAGUGAGUAUUCUGGAGGGGAGGGUGUUGUUGAAUUAAGCAAUUAAAGCAUAUAAUAUAUUAGUGCUAAGUGCUUUAGGGAAAGGAAAUCUUUAAGACAGUAUUAAAUAGAUUUAUCAGGUCAAUGAGACUUAACUUUUGAGCAGCGACUUGGAGGUGAGGGAAAUAGCCGUACUGAGUGUAAGUGUUCCAGGCGAAGGGAAAACCCAAUGCUAGGCUUAAGGCAGAAAUGUAUCAGACUCUUCUUGAAGAGUAAGCAGGGGAAGUAGGAGUUUAGGGGCUGGAGAUGAGUAGGAUUGCUUGAUCGCUUCCACAACCGGAUUACUUGGGAGGGAUCUGUUCUCCUCGAGAAUUUUUCUUUUAAAUAUGCAGGAAACAUGAGCAUGUUUGAGUUAAAAGAGGGAAAUGAAUUAAUUCUUUUUCUUUUGGAAAUAGAGGCUCGUUUUUGAACUUCUGUCAAUAAACUGUAAGAAAGUAACAGUACAUCCUGAAACCAUCAAGAAGAAAAAUGUCGGUGACUUUGCAUACCGAUGUCGGUGAUAUUAAAAUAGAAGUCUUCUGUGAGAGGACACCCAAAACCUGUGAAAAUUUCUUGGCUCUUUGUGCCAGUAAUUACUACAAUGGCUGUAUAUUUCACAGAAAUAUCAAGGGCUUCAUGGUUCAAACAGGAGAUCCAACAGGUACUGGAAGAGGAGGUAACAGUAUCUGGGGCAAGAAAUUUGAGGAUGAAUACAGUGAAUAUCUUAAGCACAAUGUUAGAGGUGUUGUAUCUAUGGCCAAUAAUGGUCCAAACACCAAUGGAUCUCAGUUCUUCAUCACCUAUGGCAAGCAGCCACAUCUGGACAUGAAAUACACGGUAUUUGGAAAGGUAAUAGAUGGUCUGGAGACUCUAGAUGAACUGGAGAAGUUACCAGUAAAUGAGAAGACAUAUCGACCUCUUAAUGAUGUACACAUUAAGGACAUAACUAUUCAUGCCAACCCAUUUGCUCAGUAGCUAUAAUAGACCCGGACAAAUACUUGGCAAACUAUGCAAGAACAGACCUAUUAUGGUUUGCCCAAUUUUAAUUAUGUCAGAGGUUUCAUCAUCCUCUGCUUGUUUACAACUAAGAUCUUAUGUGAGCUGGUGGUACCAAGGGGAGCCAAACAGCUUUUACUCCUAUUCUCAUAACAUAUUCUUUACUAUACCAGUUAUCCAAUGUAUUUCCUGAAGCUUAAUUAAAAAAAAAAAAAACCUAUGUUUAA